AUGGUAAGUAGUGACAUCUAUGCCUCUAGUUCGAAAAGAAGGCAACCAAUGAAUGAUUCAGUCGACUCUCCACCGUCUCUGCCGCCGCAAACUCGACCGCAACCACUAUCGGCAUCGGUGAACAGCGCGUCUACGGUUUGUACCGAAGUCGACUACCGCUGCAACGACGGGAAGUGUAUCCGUGCCGAGUGGAGGUGUGACGGAUCUGGAGACUGUUCAGAGGGCGAGGACGAGAAGGGUUGCCCUCAUCCGGGAUGUAAAGCGGAUCAGUGGCAGUGUGACAACUACGAGUGGCACAGUGUCUCGUGCAUUGCUGAGUAUCAACGGUGUGAUAACAUCACUGACUGUGCUGAUGGAUCAGACGAGAAGGACUGCCCUGCGAAUCCUGUGGACUGUGACAAUCAUGACGGCAGCGUGUUUAUGUGUGCUGACGGUCGGCAGUGUUUCGAUGUUUCAAAAAAAUGCGACGGAAAAUAUGACUGCAGAGAUCUGAGUGACGAAAAGGAUUCAUGCUCACAUAACCAUACUGCCUGCUUCCAAUAUCAGUUUCGAUGUGCCGAUCAAUCUCAAUGUGUUCAAAAGUCGUGGGUUUGUGACGGCUCAAAAGAUUGCGCUGAUGGUUCAGACGAACCAGAAACAUGUGAAUUCAAGCCAUGCUCUGCCAGUGAGUUUCAAUGCAAGAACAAACGCUGCCAACCGAGAAAGUUCAAGUGUGACUUCUAUGAUGACUGUGGGGAUAAUUCGGAUGAGGAAAACUGCGGCGAAUAUCGGUGCCCACCAGGAAAGUGGCAUUGUAAAGACAGCGGUCACUGCAUAGAAGAAGUUCGGUUGUGCGAUGGUGUGAAGGACUGUGCUGAUGGCGCUGACGAGGAGAACUGCUCUCAGAAUUUGUGUCCAUCUCUUGGCUGUCAGGCAGGAUGCCAUGCUUCACCUCAUGGCGGAGAGUGCACUUGCCCAGAUGGAUACAGACUGGACGAGAGAUUUCACAGAACGUGUUCAGACAUAAACGAGUGUGCGGAGUUCGGCUAUUGUGAUCAGCUUUGCGCCAACCAUCAUCCCGGAUUUACUUGCUCUUGUCUUGGUAACUGCUACACACUUCAGAUGUUUCAUGGACCCGGCCAAGAUAACCUUACUACUCGCGGUUACUGCAUAUCUGAAAAUGCUGAGAAAAUGAAACUCUUCGUCGCCCGUAGAGAAGGACUAUACAGAAUUGAUCCAAACGGUCCUAACACCGAGCCCAAACGUCUUGCUUCUGGAGAGUUCAUUUACGGAAUCGAUUUCGAUUACGGCGACCGUAAGAUCUUUUGGACUGAUCGUCUUUCUCAUUCUGCAUUCAGUGCAGAUGUGGAUGAAGAUGGUGAAAUUUCUCAAAUCAAGAAAUUGGGCCUGAAAUCACUAGUUUAUCCGCGGUCGCUGGCUGUUGACUGGAUCACCAACACUCUCUACAUUAUCGAAUCCGGUUCGCGUCGUAUCGAUGUCUCCUCUUUCGACGGCGAUCGUCGCACAGUUCUGUUAGCUGAUGGCCUUACACUUCCACUCGAUAUUGCGUUGGAUCCACUUAGAGGAGAAAUGUUCUUCACCAAUCAAUUCAAAGUGGAGGGAGCUGCUAUGGAUGGGUCUCGGCGCAGAACCUUGAUAAACACACACACGCACCAGGUUUCUGGAAUUGUCGUAGACAUUCCGGCAAAGAGAGUGUAUUGGGUGGACCCAAAAGUCGAUCGAGUUGAAAGCAUCGAUUAUCAGGGUAACGAUCGACGCAUUAUCGCGCAGACUAUGAACAAUGUGCCCCAUCCGUUCGGCCUGACGCUAUUCGAUCAGUACUUGUAUUGGACUGAUUGGACCCGACUUGGAGUAGUGAAGAUUGAAAAAUUCGGAUCACCAACCGAAAUUAUUUGGACUAACAAGGAAAAUAAUCUCUUUCCUAUGGGCAUCUCCGCUUAUCAUCCUAUGGCGCAACCGGGACCUAACCAAAGUGAUUGCUUGGUGCAGAAAAUUGACAAUCCCUGUGCCACAGCCGACUGCGAAGGAAUGUGCAUCCUGUCUAAGGAUGCCGGUGGAUUCGGAGUGGGAUACCGAUGCACUUGUCCAAUUGGUCAGAAACUGGUGGAGGGGAAGAAGUGUAUUGAUUCGAUCGAUUACUUACUUUUUUCCAGCAACAAAAUCGUUCGAGGAAUUUUUCCCGACCAGACUUCGCUAUCGGAAGCCAUUUUACCUAUUUCGCCGAUUUCGCAACGAAGAAUUGGAAUGUACUUCGAAGUGGAAUGCGACGUACAUGGCAAUAGUUUCUUCUAUGCUGAUAUCAUGGAUAAUACCAUACACCGAAUUCGUCCUGAUGGUGAGGGUGCGGCGCCAGUUUUGGUCACACAUAACGACGGUCUCGUUUCAAUGUCAUUUGAUUGGAUAAGCAAACAGCUGUACUACAUCGACAACAUCAGAAACAGUUUAGAGGUGGUAAAGAUUGCCGACACUGGUCUUGUUCAUCCAGACCAGCUCACCCAUCGCCAGUUGCUAAAGAAUCUUCGCGAUCCCGUAUCCGUAGUUAUUCAUCCAUGGAAAGGAUAUCUGUUCUAUGCAGAAGCUCAGCGGCCUGCCAAAAUGUACAGGUGUCACAUGGACGCUACGAACUGUGUGGUUAUCCGCAACACGACACUUGGAAGACCGUCUGAGAUGGCGAUCGAUUUCGAAGAGAACCGAUUAUGCUGGGGAGAUACGCUACUAAAACUGAUCAGCUGCAUGGAUUUCGACGGUUCAAAUGUGGUUGUCUUGCCAGUUGAUAAUCCGAUACCGGUCGCGUUGGCAAUCAUGGAAGACCAUCUAUACUACGUACAUCAACGGCCCUAUUCCAUUCGCCAAGUUAGUAAAAGAAACGGCGGCACUGGACGAGUUAUUCGUGAAUUCUCGGGCGAAGAACGAAGCAUAUUUAGUUUGAAAGCAUGUAGUCAUGCUAACCAGCCGAUCCCUGGGGACUCGCAGGACCAUCCGUGUCACGCUUCCAACUGUGCCCAGUUCUGCUUCGUCAUGCCGAACAACUCCUCGGCGAACGACGCACCACAACUUGUUUCCCAGUGUGCAUGUCGGCAAGGGUUUAAAAUUAAUCCUGAAAAUGGGUACACAUGUCAAAAGGAUAACUCUGAACAACCGGAACCUUUAUGUACUUCAAAUACAACACAGUACCAGUGCAAAAAUGGUCGUUGCAUACCGAAAGAAUGGAAGUGCGAUGGCGAAGAUGACUGCCUAGAUGGAUCGGAUGAGGUGGACGCAGAGGGCAACAAAUGUUACCAUGAGACAGAUUGUCCACAAACCACGAUACGCUGCAAAAAUACGAAGAAGUGUAUUCCGGCUCAGUACGGCUGUGAUGGCGAUAAUGAUUGCGGCGACUUCUCGGACGAGGAUGCGCAGUAUUGCAAGGAUGGCCAGAAGCCAGUAUGCUCUUUGAAAAAAUUCCAGUGUGACAAUAACAGGUGCAUUCCGGAGCAGUGGAGAUGCGACUCGGACAAUGAUUGCGGAGACGGCUCCGACGAGAAGCUCGAGUUGUGCGCCAAUUCAACGUGCGCCGUCAACCAGUUUUCUUGUGCUAACGGACGCUGCAUUCCGAUAUAUUGGCUCUGUGAUGGUGACAACGACUGUUACGAUGGUACCGAUGAAGACAAGGAACGUUGUCCGCCGGUGCAGUGUCGUACGGAUUUCGUGUUCUUGGCGCUACAAAACACAUGCACGUCGGACCAGUUCCAAUGUAAGUCGAGCGGUCUUUGCAUACCAGCGACGUGGAAGUGCGACGGGCAGCAGGAUUGCGAUGACUCGUCCGAUGAGCCAGCUUUUGGUUGUAGCACUAAUAGUUGCAAGGAAGACCACUUCAAAUGUGCCAAUGGACGAUGCAUACUUAAUUCAUGGUUGUGCGAUGGCGAAAAUGAUUGCGGCGAUGGGUCCGAUGAGUCGGCUGAGAGCGGUUGCAAGAAAUUACAGCCGACGAGGCGUUGUCCUUUCGAACAGGUGAUGUGUGAUGAAAAUUCAGAUGUAUGCAUUCCAAUUCAUCAGCUGUGUGAUGGUAAAGAGCACUGUCCCGGUGGUAGUGACGAAGGUGGCAGAUGCUCUCGAGAUUUGUGCUCCGCCGAUCGUGCCGGUUGCUCGUUCAAGUGUCACAAUAGCCCGAAUGGUCCUCUAUGCAGUUGCCCAUUCGGAGAACAGCUGGUUAAUAAGACGCGAUGCGAACCAGAGAACGAAUGCCUCGAUGCGAGUUCGUGUUCGCAAAAAUGUAUUGAUGAGAAGCAUGGAUUCUCAUGCAGUUGUGAAGAAGGAUACACUUUGGAUGCAGAUAAACGUACUUGCAAAGUAACUGAAGGUGCGGCGGAUAUGCGUGUCUACAUUUCUAAUCGCAACAGAAUCUACUGGAGCGACAGACAUUUGGACAACUGGCGAACGUUCGCUGCAUCUGUGGAAAACGCCAUCGCCAUUGCUUGGGACAGCGUAACGGACCGAAUAUACUGGUCUGAUAUCCGUGAGAAAAAGAUUUUCUCUGCCACUCGAAAUGGUACUAAUGUGACAACAUUUAUCUCGGAAGGUCUGGACAUCACCGAAGGGAUUGCGCUUGACUGGAUCGGGAGAAGUCUCUAUUGGGUCGAUUCAAGUCUCAAUACCAUUGAAGUGGCCCAUCUUGAUAAUCCUUCAGCACGUGCCGUGCUGGUCCACGAGAACAUCAGCCAACCUCGAGGAAUAGCCGUAGAUCCACGGAAAGGACUCAUGUUUUGGACCGACUGGGGACAGAAUCCGCAUAUUGAGCGAGCAAACAUGGAUGGGACGGAUCGCCGGGUUAUCGUCAGUACGAAGAUAUACUGGCCUAACACUAUAGCGCUCGAUCUAACCACCGAACGAGUGUACUUUGCCGACUCAAAACUCGACUAUAUCGACUUCGUGAACUACGAUGGAACCGGUCGCACACAAGUGCUGUCGUCACCGAAAUUUGUGCAGCAUCCGCAUGCGUUGGCAAUUUUUGAGGACUACAUGUACUAUUCUGAUCGUCGCCUUCAACGACUGCAGGUCUACCCCAAAUACCCUAACGGUACAACCACUGAUUAUCCGAAUCAUACGUUCAGUAAGGCUCUUGGAGUCGUUGCUGUUCAUCCAGUACUUCAGCCGAAGGUCACCACAAAUCCUUGUGAACAUAGUACCUGCUCACACAUUUGCCUUUUGACUUCUAGGGGAUUCUCAUGUGCCUGUCCAAUGGGCAAGUCCCUCGACGAAUCUAGAACAAAUUGUGUCGUCGAUCAGAGGCCGUUCUUGUUGCUAAUCCAAAAGGCGAACAUCUUCGGAGUUGAAAUGACCAGCAGUGGUGGACCUUCACUAGCUGGAAUGAUUCCACUAGCAGGUUUGGCGAAUGCCUUCGACGCGGCAUAUGACUCCGAUUCCGGAGAUGUGAGUUGGAGAUCCUGCUUAGAGACUGACAUUCCUCUUACAAGAUAUGGUGUAAUCACACAACUUUACGCUUCUCAAGUACCAGACGAUCCGUACUGCUUGGCGUUCGACUGGAAUGGUCGUAAUCUCUACGUCGGAAACAAAAUUUCGCAGACGAUCGAAGUGGUUCGUACUGUUGGCACUGAGUACCGAGCAGUUGUGUUAUCCAAUGACCAAACACCGACAGCUGCAGUGAUGCCGGUCUCCAUAGCAGUUGACUCGGAUAAAGGUCUAUUGUUCUGGCUGGACAGAGGUGGCGGUGCGGCGGAUGUGAAGGUAGCUCGAGCAAACCUAGACGGUACGAACGCACUCGUGAUCGCCAGCAGUGACCUCAGCGAAUUGGACCACAUCGCUCUAGAUACCACCAACCAAAGAGUGUAUUUUAGCGAAGCAAAAGCCGGACGAAUCUCUUCAGUUACUUAUGACGGUCAGGAUAGACAUUAUGUGAUGAAUGAUGCGGGCAAACAACCAAACGGGCUUGCAUUCUUCAGUGAUCGCUUGUUCUAUGCUGAUUCUGCUUUCGACUCAAUUGAUGUCGCGACGGUGAUCGGAGACGGGCAACCCCCACAAUUCACGCAUUUCAAGAAGGACGUCGAGAACCUAGUUAACAUCAAAGUACUUCAGCCACGGCCAUCUUCGGUCAAUCAUCCCUGUCGAACUGAUAAUGGGAACUGCAGGCACAUCUGUAUACCACAACAGUUCAGUCAACACAAAUGCAUUUGUGCUACUGGUUACACGAAUGAUGGUCAAACGAACUGCCGAGUUAUUGAUGACUCCUUCGUUAUGGUGGCCACGAAAAAUAAAGUCGUCGCUUAUCCUUUGGACGAGUUGAAUCAGAAAGGCAUGGCUAUGGAACCAAUCGGCGGAAUUUCCAUUGUAUCAAUUGAUUUCGAAUAUGAGAGCAGAACAAUUUAUGUGGCUGAAGCAUCUGGCGUCAAUAAGGGCAUUACAGCGUACACCAUUGGUGAAGCGUUACCUCGCCCGAUAGUUCGCGAUAUGUUUGGCUCGAUGACCAUCCGCAGCAUCGCAGUUGACUGGAUAAACUUCAAUCUGUACUUUAUUAUACAGGAUUCUGAGAGGACCAAUAUUGAGGCGUGCAAAUUGGAUGGACAGUACAGAAAGACUUUGUUCACAACCAAGACCGAAACUCCAACUUCAAUAGCAGUAGAUCCAGUCGGUCGGUAUCUCUACUGGGCCGACCGAGGACAAAAACCAAGUAUUCAGCGUGCGUUCCUCGACGGAACUCACCGCGAGCUUGUGGUCGGGGCUGAGUACGUCGCCGAACCUACAGACGUGAUCGUUGACCCAGCCAGUCGUAUGAUCUACUGGUCUGAUUCCAAGAAAGAUGGAAUCUACAGAGUACGUCCAAAUGGUGGCGUUCCGGAACUGGUGAGAUCGGAUAUUGCUUCUGCCGCCGGAAUAUCAUUAUUUGGCCAGCAAAUGUUCUGGACAGACAACAGGCUCGAAAAGGUCUUCAGGGCGUCUAGUAAACCGAACCAAACCUCGUUGCUGCUGUCGCCAACUACAGUGGCCGCAGCGUUAAAGGAUCUUGGCGAUGUGGUAGUAUUCUGCUCGCACAACCAGCCAAAAGCUUCGUCUCCUUGUCAGAUCACCGACAACCUUCGCAAGAGCCCUUGCCCACAGUUGUGCUUUUCUGCUCCGGGAACGCAAAGUCCCAGCUGUUCUUGUGCCAGAGGCGUACUAAAAGGACGUUCUUGUGAAGAACCGGACACUUAUCUGAUGUUCGCUGACGGUGACCGAAUCGUCGAUGCUUCGAUCGAGCCCGAUGUGAAAGCCAGUCGCCCACUGAAAGAGCCAUUCCCAGCUAUAGAUAAUUUGCAAGUAUUCGACGUUGAUGUCAACCUCCGGCGUGUAUACUACGUCGUGGAAUCUCCAGCAGGUGUGAAUAUUAGCUGGUUCAGCAUGAACAACGCUGCAAAUCCGCGAUUGAUUCUUGGAGCCAGCAAGCAAAAGCAUGCCGCUGAGAUUCAUCACGUCUCUGACAUGAAGCUCGACUGGCUCACUCAGAAAGUCUACUUUACCACUGGCCGUGCAGGGAAAAUCAUGUCGAUCGACUCCCAAGGAGAACAUCUUAGCACAAUCGCCUCAGGCGAUUGGACCUACGCGUUAGCCUUAGAUCCAUGCAGUGGUUUGAUCUUUUGGAGUGACAGUGGCUAUAAAGCGUCUGGAGGACUGUAUGAACCUCGUAUUGAACGUUCAAAUAUGGCCGGAGGUGAUAGAAAGGUCAUCGUAAGCGAAGGAAUCUCGCUACCAGCGGCUAUUGCAGUGGAUUUUAGAGAUUUGAGGAUUUAUUGGGCAGACGUAAACCGUCUAAAAAUCGAAAGUAGCGACUACGAUGGAAACAACAGGAAGGCGAUCGGUUCCGGCUAUCGUGCGAAGUCUUUAGAUCUCUGGAACAACUGGCUGUAUAUGAGCGACCCGCUAAGUAAUGGCGUAUUCCGUUUGAAGAAAGAUUCUGGUGGUGUCAUCGAGACAGUGGUUGGAGAUCGUCGAGUACCAGGAACGGUCAGGGUAUUCGCCUCAGAGAACGACAUUAAAACAAGGAAUCAGAUCUGCAAUGCAAUCACUUUGUCUCUUUGCAAGAUAGAUAACGGUGGAUGUGAUCAAAUCUGCAAUGUAGUAGCUGAUGAUGUUGGUACGGCUGCUACGAGAGUGCAGUGUUCAUGCAACGACACAUAUGAAUUGGUGCAGGAACCAGGAAAGGAUAGUCCGACACAGUGCGUGCUGCGCACAGGCAUGCUGUCCAGCACGGCAAAGGACUGUCAGCCGCCGUACAACUUCCAGUGCAGCGAUGGUGCUUGCGUCUCGCUUGGUGUCACCUGCAAUGGAAAGCCGGACUGCUCCGACACAUCCGACGAAAAUCCAAACUACUGCAACACCAGAUCGUGCCCUGAAAACUACUUUUUGUGCACUAAUAGAAGGUGUAUCGAUGAGGUAAAGCGCUGCAAUCAUAUUGAUGACUGUGGUGACGCUUCGGACGAGUUAGACUGUGCUGCAGCUGUUACAUGUGCUGCCGGAUCGUUUGCUUGUGCAAAUGGACACUGUGUUAAUCAGACUAAAGUUUGUGACGGUCACAAUGACUGCCAUGAUGAAGGUGUUUCUGAUGAGUCGAAAGAGACGUGCCCAGGAUUGCCAAUCGAUUGUCGUGGAGUAAAAAUACGUUGCCCAAAUACGAACAUUUGCAUCCAACCAGCUGACCUCUGCGAUGGCUAUGACGACUGUGGUGACAAGGCAGACGAGAACAAGCUGUUCUGUAUGAAUCAACAAUGCGCUCAGCAUUACGUACGCUGCCCGUCCGGGAGAUGUAUCCCAGAGACAUGGCAGUGCGACGGUGACAAUGACUGUUCAGACGGCUGGGAUGAGACGCACACAAAUUGCACGGAUGAGAACGGAAGACGGAUUUGUGUUGGAGAGUAUCUAUUUCAGUGCGAUAAUGGCAAGUGCAUCUCACGGGCGUUCAUUUGCGAUGGUGAAGAUGAUUGUGGUGACAGUUCUGACGAGCACACCAGACACAGCUGUGGCAAUCGUACAUGCAAUGAGCAGGAAUUCCACUGUGCUUCGAAUGCAAGACUCGUCCAACCAAAAUACGAGUGUAUUCCAAAGGCUUGGCUUUGCGACGGUGAUGUGACCUGCGCAGGAGGAGAGGACGAAGCAGCUGAUUUAUGCAAGGCUGAAAAGAAGGAAUGUAACAAAGGCGAGUUUCGUUGCCAGAACCAACACUGCAUCCAUCAAAGUUGGGAGUGUGAUGGUGAUAAUGACUGUCUGGAUGGAUCUGAUGAACACGCCAAUUGCACUUACUCUUCUUGUCAAGCCGAGUUCUGGCAGUGUGCGAACCACAAGUGUAUACCAACUUCAUGGCGUUGUGAUGGAAACGACGACUGUGAUGAUGGAUCAGACGAAAAGGAAUGCGCCCAAAAUCAAAAGGUUUUUUGUAUUGUUUGCGACCGCACCUACGAUUGCGCAGAUCGCAGCGACGAGUCCUCAGAAUGCUUCAUUGACGAAUGUGCAAAAGCAGAGAAACCGCUUUGUGAGCAGAAAUGCGUCGAUUUGGCGAUUGGCUAUCGUUGCGACUGUUUUGAAGGAUUCGCUAUAGAUAUGGAUGAUAAGAAGAGCUGUCAUAAUGUAAAUGAGUGCUAUGAAGGCAUUUCUGGAUGUAGCCAGACAUGUGAAGAUAAAAUCGGUACGUAUAAAUGUGGUUGCGUGGACGGAUACCAACUUGGAAAAGAUGACCACAGCUGCAAAAGGACGCAGCCAGAACCAGUACCAUGGCUUAUGCUAGCAAAUAAGCAUUACAUCCGUAAGAUAUCCAUUGAUGGUAAUUAUUAUGAAAUGGCAGCGCAAGGAUUCGAAAAUGUGGUGUCGUUAGAUGUUGAUAUGACGGAAAAGAAGGUCUACCUGGUGGACCAAGGGAAGCUACGCUUAUUGCGUGUUGACUUGGACGAAAUGCAAAAUCCGGUAACGAGCUACGAGACCGUACUUCGACACAACAUAUUCGGAAUUGAAGGAUUCGCUAUUGACUGGGUUGGUCGAAAGAUCUACACACUAAAUCGACAGGAAAAAUCGAUCCGAGUUUGUGAACUUGAUGGCCGGUUCUGCAAAACCUUAAUCAGGGAUCGUAUUGCUCAGCCGAAGGCAAUUGCAAUCCAUCCAGGGAAAGGAUAUCUUUUCUUCACCGAAUGGAGUCUCCAGCCGUACAUCGGUCGUAUGGCACUUGACGGGUCACCGGAGCUCGCAGAUCCGAUUGUGAAGUUGGCCGAGAACGAUCUUGGUUGGCCGAAUGCUCUUACCAUUGACUACUAUUCAAAUCGGUUGUUUUGGGGAGAUGCCCAUUUGAAUGAGAUUGGAUUCAUGGAUCUUGACGGUAGUGGGCGACGACAUAUUCCCGCACGACGCACCAGCCAUGUGUCCAGUAUGGUUGUCUUCGAUGAUUACCUUUACUGGUCAGAUUGGAAUCUUCGUGAGGUGGUCCGUUGCGAUAAAUGGACCGGCAAGAAUGAGACUGUGCUCAAGAAAACUGUUCAGCUCCCCAAUGAUCUCAGGAUAAUCCAUCCUCUUCGCCAACCAACCUAUCCGAAUCCUUGCGGCACGAAUAACGGUGGUUGUUCUCAUCUAUGUUUGAUCGGUGCUGGUGGUAAUGGAUACACUUGUUCUUGUCCUGACCAAUUCGUACUGCUCAGUGAUAACAAGACAUGUCAACCCAACUGCACGGACCGACAAUUCGCAUGUGGUGGCGAAGAUGCGAAGUGCAUUCCGAAGCUGUGGUACUGUGACGGUGAGCCAGACUGCCGCGAUGGCAGUGAUGAGCCGGGAAGAGACGUCUGCGGCAUACGCAUUUGCCCAGUUGGCGAAUUCCAGUGCGCGAAUCACAACUGUACGAGACCGUUUCAGCUUUGUGACGGUAAUGAUGAUUGUGGAGAUGGUUCCGACGAGCAGGACUGUGACAAGCCUUGUGAUCCUUGGAUGUUCAAAUGCACCGCUACUGGGAAAUGCAUUCCGAGGCGAUUUACAUGCGAUGGCGACGACGAUUGCGGUGACAGAUCCGACGAAGCUGACAGCCUUUGCAUGAGUCCUGAUCGCAACUGCACUGCUGAGGAGUUUCGCUGCUCGAACCACAAGUGCAUCGCGAAGGCGUGGCGUUGCGACAACGACGACGACUGCGGCGACGGCUCGGACGAGACGUCCGAAUGCACGCAGAUGGAUUGCCGGCGUGGAUGGACGAGAUGCGCCAGCUCAUAUAGGUGUAUACCGAACUGGGCGUUUUGUAACGGGCAAGACGACUGCCGUGACAACUCGGAUGAGAACAAGGAACGUUGUCCAACAUGUGAUGAUAUUGGUGAAUUCCGCUGUGCUACCAGCGGUAAAUGUAUUCCACGACGAUGGAUGUGUGAUAGCGAGAACGACUGUGGCGACAACUCGGACGAGACAGAUGUCAGCUGCGGUGGCACAACCAGACCAUGCUCCGAGAGCGAGUUCAGAUGCAGUGACGGCAAAUGUAUUGCUGGCAGUAAGGUCUGCGAUGGAACUGUGCAGUGCAGCGACGGCUUGGACGAGUUGCAGUGUUUGUCGCGGAACUGUUCCGCUGGUCACCGGCAAUGCGACGACGGUACCUGCAUUGUGGAGCAUAAAUGGUGUGAUCGACGAAAAGAUUGCGCGAAUGCCGCUGAUGAAACGAAUUGCUCACAUGUGAACCGUCGUCCGUGUUCACCGUUCGAAUUCGAGUGUUCGAAUUCGGUGUGCAUUUCACGAAAAUUCAUGUGUGACGGCGACAACGACUGUGGUGAUAACUCGGACGAGACGUCCAGCGACUGUCGCUCCGCCCAGUGCGACCCGCCCCUGCGAUUCCGAUGUGCUCAUUCACGUCUUUGUCUCAACAUUCUGCAGCUCUGCAAUAGUUUCAACGAUUGUGGCCCGAAUGACUACUCGGACGAGCAUCUUUCGAUGUGUUCGAGCUUCUCCGAAUAUGGCGACUGCACACUAAACCAAUUCAAGUGUGCUAAUGGAAACUGCGUUAAUGUGUCGUUUGCCUGCGAUCGCAAUGAUGAUUGUGGUGAUGCAUCUGAUGAGAUUGGUUGCGCGAAGAAAAGUGGCAAGACUUGCGAAUCGCAUAAUGAUAAUGGUGGAUGCAAACAUCUUUGCACAGAUGUAGCCGAUGGCUAUUACUGUCACUGUCGAGACGGUUUCCGUCCUGAUCCGUCGAAUCCGUUCGACUGCAUCGAUGUCGACGAAUGUGUCGGUAACAACACAUGCACACAAAUGUGCUUGAACACUAAAGGAUCAUAUCUGUGCCGAUGCCAUGAGGACUACGAGAACAACGUAGUCGUUGGAGCUAUGACUGGGAAGGACUGCAGAGCAAAGGGUGAUCCUGCCAACAUAAUCGUAGCUGCUGACGAUCAACUUGUCCAGGUUGCCUUGCACGGAGCCGGUGUAAAUCGACGUGCAGCUGCUCAGGCCGAGAACGGCAACGACAUCGUUGCAAUAGCCUUUGAUGCACGACGGGAACUGCAGUACUGGAUCGACGGCAGCAAUCAUGAGAUCUACAGGGCGUCGGAACCUCGCGGCAAUCAGUCACACGUCGGACAGCGCCUGGAUCUCGACUUCGCCUCGUUGCGCGUGACGCCGACCGAUAUCGCUGUCGACUAUCUCACAGGCAAUAUUUUCAUCACCACGGUUUCCAACGACGAGGUCGAAAUAUCGUCUGCCGGAAGAGUGCGGCGAAUGAGCGAGCCGAUCCAGAACACCGACACUGGUGCUGUGUAUGUAGCCUUGUCAGAUGGACGCUAUUUGAAGAAGAUCAUUGAUGGUAAUUUGCAAAUGCCUACUGCUAUCGUCAGUCUGCCGUCGCUAGGUCGGAUUUGCUAUGCUGAUGCUGGACUACACGCGAAGAUCGAGUGCGCCGACAUGGAUGGAACACACAGGGAGAUUAUCGUAAAAGACCUUGUUUUUUCGCCGACGUCAAUGGCUGUAGACGAGGGCAAAGGCAAUCGUAUCUACUGGGCAGACCCGAAAUAUAGAAAAGUGGACUCUGUGAAUCCCGACGGCUCUUACCGAGUGACCGUUGUUCACAGUACAAACUCACCAUGGGCUAUUGAUGUGUUCGAGAAUUAUCUGUACUGGGUGUCACGCGAGACAAAUACACUCUACGUCCAGGACAAGUUCGGCCGCGGACGAGUUUCAGUGCUGGCGUCAAAUUUAGAAGAUGUACAUGCCGUACGGGUUAGUCAAAGGUACGCCCGUGACACCAUCCGAGCGAAAAGCUCUUGCUCAGACGCAACAUGUAGUCACAUUUGUGUUGAGCUGCCGAAUUCCGGAUUCUCUUGUCUCUGUCCCGAUAACGGCUUCCCAGCUACGGUUGGAACUUACGUUCAGAGAGGGAGUUUUUAUGAAAAUCUCGCAUCUUAUUCGCAUGCGUUGUGUUGCCGCCUUACAUCAGCAAAAUAUUCGCUGACUUUGGAG
Messenger RNA from Angiostrongylus costaricensis, 13422 nucleotides. NCBI's taxonomy places the organism in Eukaryota, Metazoa, Nematoda, Chromadorea, Rhabditida, Metastrongylidae. The record is from the annotation of a GenBank genome assembly.